AUGUACCAGAGAGAGUUCGCCAUGAGACUCGUUGCCCAACCUGGUGACAACCUUUACUGCCGCUUAUCAGUCAACACUCAGCUGUAUGCCAGAGUCUCCCACCUCCUCAAAGUUGGCAAGAACAACUUCCGCCCACCUCCCAAGGUGGAUUCUUCUGUUGUUCGAACCGAGGAAGCCACAGCCUCAGGUCAACAAGAAGGAGUGGGACGGGUUCUUAAGAGUGUGUUUUAUGAGGAAGAACAAAACUUUGGGAUCUAUUUACAGGCAAAAGCGGUGCUAGCUUCGGUGAAUGGCUCUACCGGAGAAGCUGGGGGAAUGGAUCUUGGUGAUCAGAGCAUCGGGAUGGAAGAUGAUGAUAACGAAAUGGAUGAUGAUGAUGAUGUGGAAAUGGAUGAAGGACAAGGAGGUGAGUUUAAGGAGAAGGUUAUGAAUGUGUUGAAGGAAGGUGGGUUCGAGGAGAAGAGGUCGUCCAAGCUAUCACAACAAGAGUUUUUAUAUCUUCUUUCGUUAUUCAACAAGUCGGGUAUUCACUUCUCAUAG
Molecule: messenger RNA, 540 nt
Organism: Eruca vesicaria subsp. sativa (arugula)
Lineage: Eukaryota; Viridiplantae; Streptophyta; Magnoliopsida; Brassicales; Brassicaceae
Source: the annotation of a GenBank genome assembly